Messenger RNA from Morone saxatilis (striped sea-bass), 5184 nucleotides. Its product is annotated as leucine-rich repeat-containing protein 52-like. Bases 367 to 1344 code for a protein of 325 amino acids. Gene Ontology annotation, cellular component: voltage-gated potassium channel complex. Gene Ontology annotation, molecular function: voltage-gated potassium channel activity; potassium channel activator activity; transmembrane transporter binding. Lineage: Eukaryota; Metazoa; Chordata; Actinopteri; Moronidae. The record is from RefSeq and is a predicted model, not a curated record. The transcript has 2 exons.
CGAGACGAUGGCAAACAUGUUGUGGAACAACUGACCGUGAACAUUGCAAGCAGCGCAGCAUGAGAGGACGUUGAGAGCGUUUACAGCGUGUGGAUAGAUGUGUUCUGAUGGAAGAAACCCGAAGAAUCAAUGACAUUUGAAACAGCAUGAAGGCAUCUUGUUGUCAAGUUCCAGACAGUGGAUGCACGCUGGAUCCAGAACCAACAGGAUGAACUGAGACAUUACGCGCAAGAGGUUGCCACGGGCGAGCUUUAGGUUUGACCUCUGUGGAAAUAAUUUCUGGGACAAACUCGAGGAUGUAUCAAUGAAGAAUGUGAGUGUGUCUGACUCUCUCCAAACGGGGUGGAUGAAGCCCUCGGCGGUGUCAUGCGUCUUGCCCCGCAGCCAAGCGCGCAACCCUUGCGGCUCAUAGUUCUGCUCCUCCUCACCACGGGGGUGAACCCAUCCCCGGUGCUCUCUUCGGGCUGCCCGGACAGGUGCGUGUGCGAUGACCAGCUGGUGGUUCAAUGCGCUGGGCAGCACCUGACCACCUUCCCGGUCAACUUGCCGCUGGCCACGCGGCAGCUCAUCAUCUCCAACAACCGCAUCGUGGAGCUGCCACCGCUCGCGCUCAACUACCUCUCCGAUCUGGUGUACUUGGACUGCAGCAACAACUCCCUGACCGAGAUAUCAGAGUCCACGUUUGGGAAUCUACGCAAGCUGGCCUACCUGGACCUCUCCUUCAACACCUUGAGCCGGAUUGAGGACAGGACGUUCGGCCCAUUGGCGAGCCUGGUGAUGCUGAGGAUGACUGACAACCCGGGGCUCUCGGAGAUUCAUCCGGACGCCUUUGUUGAAAACGCGGCCCUCCAGGUGCUGGAUGUGAGUCGGAACAACCUGACGGUCCUCAACAUCACCUCCCUGAUCGCGCUGCCCUCCCUGCGCUCGGUGGGGCUCAGCGGGAACCCGUGGAGCUGCGAGUGCGACAAUGAGGACCUGUGUCUGUGGGUCCACCUGGAGGGCUUCAAGUUCCAAGAUGAGGGCCAGACGGUGUGUGGCUCACCUGCUGACAUGCAGGGCCGUCGUCUGGGUGAGGUGGGCAUCCAGCUACGGACGUUAUGUCACCAGACUCUGGGCUCAUGGGACUACCUUUUCUUUGUUGUCAUCGGCUUUGUCAUCUUUGCUGCCGGAACCGUGUCAGCCUGGGUGAUGGGAGUCAUUAUGGUGCUCUAUGAGCGGUACAUCAAGAAGAAAGAUGAACAGCAGGAUGUGGACACUGAGGAAGAAACCAGCGAGACGGGUCGUACCUCGCGGGCCAGGAGUGACCAUGGCAACGGGAAUUUGAAAACGUCACAUACUGUUUAAAAGAUUUAAUCCCACUCUGCCGCAAUGGAUUCCCACAGUGCCUCCUGUCAACUUCCAGAACUGUCUGUGAAGUCUAAUGACGCUGCAGUCAAACUGAGUCUGUUUAACAGGCUCAGCUCAAAGAGAAAAGAGAGGAUUCAACAGAGAUGAAGAAUGUAAUUCUUCUUAUUUGUAGUGUGCUUUGAGGUGACCUAAUGCGCACUCUAGCUGCCAUUGUGGAUCUAAAAAUAGUUUUAGAUUUUGGGAACUGUGCUUAUUUGCUUUCAAGUUAGUUGAGAAGGUUGAUCACACUCUCAAUACCUAAUUGUAAUGAAGCUACAGCCAGAGACAGUUAGCUUAUGUAGUGUGGCUCUGUUGAGAUUUAACAAAAUGCACCCAGCAGCAUCUCUAAAGCUAAUUAAUUAACAUGUUGUAUCUCAUUUGUUUUCUUGGCCAGGAGCAACAACAAGAGUCUCUCCCUGUUACCUGGAAACUGCUCCCAACUAAGAAAUGUGUUUCCAGUCUUUAUGCUAAGCUAACUGGCUGCUGGCUGUAGCUAUAUGUUAAACAAUGUUAGAGUGGUGUCAGUCUUAUCAUCUGACUCUUAGCAAGAAAGUAAGUAAGAGUUUUCCCCCAAAAUGUCAAACUCUUUAAUGUCCAGCAGUAAUUUAUCAGUCUGGCUCAGACAUCAACCAGUUUUAGCUGGUGUGAACUGCUUGUUUUUUACCUUGACACUGUGCAUAAUGCACCUAAUUCGAGCAUUACCUACUAUUUUCAGUAGAAACCACUGUUACUUUUUAAGGUAUUUUACUAUAUUUAGAGGUGCAGAGACAAGACCAAGUAAAAAGACAGUUUAAAAAAAUAAUCCCCAUUUUUUUUUUUUACAAUAAAACAGAAUCAUUUUGGCUAUUUGGAAAAACAUACACAUACAUCAUACUAUACAAUUUGUAAUAAUGUUACAAAUUGGAUAGAUACACUUGCUGCUCAGUAAUAUGACAAUCUAGACCCUACUUAUAGGGUCAGCAUUGUUUGCACACAAAAUUCCCCAGUGGACCUCCAUGAUGGCAACAAGCAUAGCAAGAGAAUUGUGACUCAGCUUCACAGCCUCCACAUGAAUUAAAAAUGGUGUGGUCGGUCUACAUAGGAUGAAAUGCAUUUAUCCAGUGUAGAUGGAUAAAUGUAUGCACGCAUUUACACAGCAGCGUGUUCUAUGUAGUUGUAUGUGUGAUUGAGCUUUCGCAGAUGUGAGCGCCUCCAUCCUUGGUCCAGUGAUGUGUGGUUUCGCACUGAUAGUUUGCUUCCCUCAUCUAUUAGCCCAGAAACAAACGGCAGUCACAGUUUAUGUGUUGAAGAUCUAUUUGUGAAGUUUAGAGCCGACAUGUGCCAACUGCUGAGUUCUGUUUUGGCAGUCGGCCCUGCUGGAUGGCAAGUAAACAGGAGAGUGUGAUAAUUGAUUUCUACUCCAUUCUUAGUUUGGUAACGGGUUUGAGUGCAGUGUUCUAUCUGUUUCUGCAUGCACUGUUGAUGCACCGAAAAGCCUUAUGAGGUGUAAUCAUCUGAGAUUCAUUCUUAAAAAAAAAAAAAACAUGCUCCUAAUUUCUUGAUAAGUCAAUUACACUUUUUAUUUACACUUUGAAUUGAGUGAAUUUACUCCAAACCUGGUGUUUCAUGAAUUACAGCAAUAAGUCAGCUGUCCAGAAAAAGAGAAUAAUUUCAGUUCACAAUGGUAAAUAUCAAUACCUGCUUUGUUUUGUUUGCAAGUCCAAGAUCACAAACUUAGUGCAGAAUGACCACUUCUAUAUUACCUCCAUAUUUUUGCUCAAAGUUAUCUGGCUGUAACACUCCACUGACCCUGGCAUUGACUGUUAUGAACUUCUUAUGAAGGAAGGAGCAGAAAUAAAAUGAUUCCUUAUUGGACUAGGGAUGUCAAUGGCCUAAAGGUAGCUGCUCUAAUAUGCCGUCCUCUGUGUUAUAUUGUACAAUCAGCUGUGUCUCAGAAUGAUUUACUUGAUUUAAGAACAAAAUAGAACCUUUGAGGGACCUGAGAGGGAGGAGAGCCUCUCACAGUGUUUGGACCAGGUGUUCUUCCCUCACUUUAUGUCACUUUAUAUACUUUAUAUACAAGUUUUAUUAUGAAAGUGUUUGAAUUCAAAAGCUUGGGUGUAUGCAAGUCUGAGUUACUGUAAUAUAUCUUGCAGCUUGGCCAACAAGGUAAAACACCUAUUUCACAGCAGGCAUUUCGACACGUCACAGAAGGGAAAGCACAGGUGUAGAUAAACAAAUAAAUAAUGGUUGAAUUCCAUUUAGCUGUUUCUGUUUCAGGGUCCUGGUAUUGUGCAUGCUGGUUCUAUCACACUGUCAUGGCUUACUAGGACACUUAAAUAAAACUUUUUCUACUAUGAAAAGUCAAAAUAUCUGUGUUAAAAACAUCUUUUAUGCUGAUUAUGUGACUUUUACUUAUUAAUUGCUGAGCUGUCCAACUGUUGACUGACUACCAGGUUGUGAGAAGUGAGAGAGUAGUGGUACAACCAAAUGCAGUUGUGAGGAAUUGGAUAAUUACCAAGUUAAAGUUAUUUGGUACUUGUGUGAUGAAAAUGUGUUGAAGACAGAGCGGUUAGUCUGUGCUCUGACUCCGCACAAUCUGUUAUUUUCCUGUAAUGUGAUCUGCAAUACUACAAAGAAACCUUUCUUUACACAUUUACUGGCACUCGCAUUUUGUUGGGAUUUGUCCAAAAUGAACUACAAAUACAAAAAUGUUAUUGUUUUAACAAAAGAAACAGGUAUAAUAACAGCAUACUAUACAGUACAGACAUGCUGGUUAUGGGUGGUUGAGUAUCAAAUGCAUUGUCUGCUUUGCUUAAUUAGUGUUUAUCCAGAGAUAAUACAUUUGUGACAUAUAAAUGUAAUAUUAUUUUCAUUAAUCAGGGAGUGGUCUUGACUUAUGGCAGUAUAUGUAACUAUGCAUGUACCAAGCUACUGGAGAUAGUGACCCACGUACUGUAACUGUAAGUUGCCUACUAAAACAGAAUGCUGAGAUGCCUCUGAACAUUUGAACCAUUGGUUGCUGGUUGCUCUCGUGGCUUUGGGUGUAAUAUUUGCAUGGGUUCCUUCAGUAUAUACAAAAUGCAUUGCAUAAUGUGCAUGUCUGUUGAGGUCUGUGUAGUAAACUCUCAUCUAUAUCUAUAUACAGUACAUGCAUAUAUGAGUUAGUCUCAACUGUGGGCAGUAUUACAUUCUGAUGAUUAGGCCAUGUGACGCCACAGGCAAGGGUGAGGGUGCAGCCUGGAAAUAGGAGAGCUGUUGCUGUAAUUUAUGUCAGCACAGUGACACAGAUGGAAUGAUAAGGAGUACCCGCGUCUCCCUUUCUUAAUAAAUAUGUGCCUAGUUGCUAUUCUUGUGUACUGCACACAGGGCAAACAACUGGCCAUAUUGACACUUUUUGCUUCAUAUGAGCACUUGGAUGUACUUUAUAGAAGCUAAAUAUGCUGUGCUUCAAUAAUAUACUAAGUGGAUGAACUGAAAUUCAACAUUCUGCACUUUUUACACCCCCACACUGCAAACUCAGACCAUAUUUAGAGGCACAUGUAUACAUGUGCUCUGACACACAGAGACAAAAAGCAUCAGUUCUGCCCCCAUAAUCGACUCCAACACGGAUCACCAAGUACAAUGUACUGUGUAAAAGCUUAGAAGAAGUGCUCUCCUCUCACUAAUGCUACAUUAGUGACACUAACCAGAACAGCAUCGUCCCACAUCAUCACCACAGCAAAACCUAAAUUUUAAGAGUUAGACGUUUUGGGAACUAGGCUUUUUAGCUUUCUUCUUAGAUGAGAAGAUCGAUACCACUUUCAUGUCUUCAUGGUA